AUGGAGAACGGCAGCAGCGUGAAGGGAUUCAUCCUCCUGGGCCUCUCGGAGAACCAAGGGCUGCAGAAAAUCUAUUCGGUGCUCUUUCUGGCUUUCUAUCUGAUCACUGUGGCAGGAAAUCUGCUCAUAAUGCUCACUGUCAGCAGCAGCCAGGGCCUCAACUCCCCCAUGUACUUCUUCCUCUGCUCCCUGUCCUUUGUAGACAUCUGCUACUCCUCCACCACGGCUCCCAAACUGAUCGCCGGCCUGCUGGGGGGGAGUAAAAGCAUCUCCUUCGUGGCCUGCAUGGCCCAGCUCUUUGGCUUUCACUUCUUUGGCUGCGCUGAGAUCUUCCUCCUCACGGCCAUGGCCUACGACCGCUACGUUGCCAUCUGCAGGCCCCUCCACUACGCCGCCCUCAUGAGCGGCCGCGCCUGCGGCCUCAUGGUGCUGGGCUCGUGGCUCGGGGCCUUCUUCCACUCCACCCUGCAGCUCCUUCUCACCAUUCGCCUCCCGUUCUGCGGCCCAAACAAAAUCAAUC
Neopelma chrysocephalum (saffron-crested tyrant-manakin) is the source of this 520-nucleotide messenger RNA. RefSeq names its product olfactory receptor 4S2-like. Lineage: Eukaryota; Metazoa; Chordata; Aves; Passeriformes; Pipridae. The record is from RefSeq and is a predicted model, not a curated record. Gene Ontology annotation, molecular function: G protein-coupled receptor activity. Gene Ontology annotation, biological process: G protein-coupled receptor signaling pathway. The annotation marks the transcript as partial. Gene Ontology annotation, cellular component: membrane. The transcript has a single exon.